AUGCCGUCGGAACGCGACUACCAAAUCUCCCCCAUUGUGCAGGAAUCCGUGAUGCACAACACAAAGACCCUCUCGAACCUGCAGAGUCUGACGGCUUCUCUUUUCGGUGUUGCGGCCGGCAUUCUCGGUCUUGAAUCCUACAACGGCUUCUUGUUUUACUUCCUCUUUUCCUUCCUGACGGUCGCCUUGUUCUACGUUUUCCGGAUCGCUCCCGAAUCGACGUCAGCAGGUUUGCCGUUUCUCAACACGAGCCGCUACUUCAAGGGACCAUUGGACGUCUGGACGAGUGGGUUGUUUGGUGGGCUACCUGGCUUCAUCCUCACUUGGACUUUAUUCUACGGCAUCGUGAGGGCAUAG
Molecule: messenger RNA, 357 nt
Organism: Colletotrichum spaethianum
Lineage: Eukaryota; Fungi; Ascomycota; Sordariomycetes; Glomerellales; Glomerellaceae
Product: ER membrane protein complex subunit 6
Exons: 2
Coding region: 1-357 (118 amino acids)
Biological process (GO): autophagosome assembly; protein folding in endoplasmic reticulum
Cellular component (GO): membrane; endoplasmic reticulum; EMC complex
Source: RefSeq, a predicted model, not a curated record